ACAAGAUGUUCUUACCCAUACACAUGCCUACACGUGAGGCUGGAUGUCGGUUCUGCGGUGUACCGCGUAUUGGCCACCGAAUGACCCCUUCACCGCCUUGGUCACUAUCAUUGUUGCCUCUGCCCGGUUUCUCUCCCAAACCUCAUCACCCACUCCUCCAGCGUUCUGCCAUCAACAUCUUGUCAAACUCCCACAACGUACGGUCUUCAUGCCCAGCCAAAUACCCCAGGAGUCAGAGGACUCCGGAGUAUUAUCACGGUUUCCGGGCCUUUUUCCGGCCAAAGAGGAGCCGCCAUCACCUUUCUAUACGAUGCUCCAGUCAGCAACGCCAGACUACCUUGUGCAGCGCGACGAGCCAGUCGACUUCCCGCCUGCCUUUCCCGUGUAUCACUUCUUCUACGGAACCCUAACCGCCCCAGCUCAGGUGCAAAGGAUUCUCGACCUGCCGGAGGAGCCGCAACUUCGCCAGGCGGAGGUAUUCGGUUACGCCAUUGCGAAAUGGGGUGACUAUCCCGCACUGAUCAAUGGGAAGCAAGGUCAGACGGUGAUGGGAGCUGCGUAUCUCGUAAAGUCGGAAGAAGAGGCCCAAAAGCUGUCGUAUUAUGAAACAAAUGCGUAUGAAGUUGCAGACUGCUGGAUCUACUUCAAAGACGAGAAGGAGCCCAAGGAGACCGGUGGGAAAGUCUUCAUGUAUGCGGGCGAUGCUCAAGCGCUAUUGGAGCAACGAUUUGACCGCAAACUGUGGAGUCGACAGAUGGAAAGGAAAUUGGGGUGAUGGCCUCCCUUUUUGCUACUUAUAUAUCCACACUUAUUUCCUCGUCUACUUUUUCUUGGUUCUUUUUAUUUUAUUUUUUUCGGCCCGAAUUAUUUUCAUGAUGAUGAAGAAAUGUAUGAUACCUGCGCUUCCGAAUUACCGAGGCUCCUAUAUUGCCUACUCUACGCCAAACCCAGUUGUGUGUAGUUUGGCGAAGAAACCAGUGAUACUUACGUGCAUGAUUGAUUCUUACUCCCAAACAUUGCUGUUUCAUUGAAAUACGGGUGUUGAGAUUG
This is a messenger RNA of Aspergillus ibericus CBS 121593, 1050 nucleotides long. Its product is annotated as gamma-glutamylcyclotransferase family protein. The record is from RefSeq and is a predicted model, not a curated record. The transcript has a single exon. The coding region runs from base 311 to 775 and encodes 154 amino acids. Lineage: Eukaryota; Fungi; Ascomycota; Eurotiomycetes; Eurotiales; Aspergillaceae.